Brienomyrus brachyistius is the source of this 6649-nucleotide messenger RNA. It is a transcript of the gene grid2ipb, whose product is annotated as glutamate receptor, ionotropic, delta 2 (Grid2) interacting protein, b. The transcript has 23 exons. Gene Ontology annotation, molecular function: protein binding. The coding region runs from base 382 to 4713 and encodes 1443 amino acids. The record is from RefSeq and is a predicted model, not a curated record. Lineage: Eukaryota; Metazoa; Chordata; Actinopteri; Osteoglossiformes; Mormyridae.
GUAUUUAUAGAAAAAUGGGUCUUCGGAGUACCAUUCCACAAGAAAACUAUUAAGAGAGAAAACCCUGCCAGUGUGUCCUAGUUUGACGACACAAACUCUGAUGACAGCACAUUUGCUGAAUUUCAGUAGCGAUGCACAGCCUACGGAUGUUAGCUACAGUCCUCUUGACGCCUUUUUUAGUUUCCUCAUUUUGGAAGGGAGAUAUUUAUCAGGACUGCCUGUUUUGAUGUGAAGCCUUUUAAGAGCUGGGAUCUUUUUCACCCGAGCGAGGCCGUGGUCUGCAGGGGUUUCCGCCAUCAUGGUAUAGAUGAGAAGGAUAUGGGGCAUCUGCUUGCUUGAUACCUUUCAAGCCUCACAGGAGCCUCACAGAAGCAAAGCAAAAUGAAGAAGUUUUUGCAAAAUCGGAAAGGGAGACACUCUCUCCGCCAGAGCAAGUCUGGCUCUCGCUAUGCAUCUAAAGAUUUCUUCCUGACAAUGCCAGCCUCCAAUCAGGGCUGGCCAGAGGACUUUGGCUUCCGCCUGGGGGGCAAUGGGCCCAGCUACAUCCUGUCUGUGGAGGAGGGGAGCAGUGCACACCUCGCUGGGCUGCAGCCAGGCGAUCAGGUCCUGGAGAUCGAAGGGCAGAAUGUGUCCACUCUCGGCACGCAGGCCCUGAUUGCCCUGGCCCAGGCCCAGAAGAACAUUCCUCCCAGCAUUGGCGUGGUGUCACGCAUACAGCAGAUAGACAUCACCCCUGGCCCUGAUGGUCGUUUUGGCUUCACUAUCGUUGGUGACUGCCCCCUGCUGGUGGAGGACUGCUCCCCAAACUCCCCAGCUGGGCGCAGUGGACUGAGAGCAGGAGAUUAUGUCAUGGAGGUGAAUGGGAUUCCUGUGCGGCAGCAUGAGACAGCCGCAGCCAUGAUCAAGGCGUCCCAGGGCCGCACGCUGCGGCUGGGCGUGCUGUGCAUGGCAAACCAGCAGAGCCGCGCUGGUGGAAGCAUUAAAGAGUUCCACCAGGGCGGUGACGGCCUGCGGCAGGACCGGAAACACAAGGCCAUUGAAUUUAACAAGAAGAUUGAGCAGGUCCUGGGAGACGAGCCCGAGGUGAAGAAUAGGCUGUUCUCAGUGCUAAAGCAGUACGCCACCGAGAGGAAGGUGGAAUAUUUGGCCGCCAUCCUGCCAGACAUCCUGACCACUGAGGAGCACCGUCAACUCAUUGGCAAUAUCAGGAUCUUCAUCCCCAAGAAGCACCGACAGCGCUUCGACGAGGUCGUCUCUCAAAGCCUGGCCAACCGGCUGUACCGCAGGAAGAGCCUGAAUGACUCGGCGCAGAACCGGCUGCACCGCAGCCGCAGCGAGGACCAUCCUGAGCGCCUGCAGGUGUCCACCAGAGCCAGCUCCGUGCCCCGGUCUGGCGGCGAGGAGGACGCGCCGCUGAGCAGGGGCUUGAGAAAGACGACCUCACUGAUCGCUGGGAACUCCUCUGGGGGAGCCAACCGCAGGACAGUGCGCAUAUUCAGAGGAAGCACGAGUUUUGGAUUUACGCUGCGCGGACAUGCGCCUGUAUGGAUUGACUCAGUCCUUCCAGGAAGUCCAGCAGAGAAAUCUGGCCUCAAACCUGGGGACCGGAUUUUAUUUCUCAAUGGACUGGACAUGAGGAACUGCUCCCAUGAAAAGGUGGUGUCCAUGCUGCAAGGCAGUGGUGCCAUGCCCACGUUGGUGGUGGAGGACGGACCUCUCACCUUCACACUGGCCGAGCCGGAGAAAGAGGACAUCCCCCAACGCUCUCGUUCCCGUUCCCGCUCUCCUGUGCUGAGCUCCCUGCAGUGGGUGGCCGAGAUCUUGCCAUCCAGCAUCCGGGUCCACGGGCGCACCUUCAGCCAGCAGCUGGAGCACCUCCUUACCCUUCAGGAACGAUACACCAUCUGCAAAGCCCUGGAGACCUUCUUCCAGCACAGGAACGUGGACACACUCAUUGUGGACGUAUUUCCCGUGCUAGAUACUCCAGCCAAGCAGGUGAUCUGGCGCUUCAUCUUCCAGCUGCUGACCUAUGAGGAACAGGAGCAUUGUCAGCAGAAGAUCUCUCGCUUCCUUGGGUACAGAAUGGCGGCAGCAGAGGAGGCUGAGGCUGGCCCAGACCCCCACAGGCGCAGCAGCUCUGUGAAAGUAACCGGAACCACCUACAAGACCAGUGUGCGUGAAAGGAGCACGGAUGACUCAGUCAUAGGCACUCACCUGGGAAUGGGAAUUUAUAGUAACUCUGUGGAGUUGGGGAUGAGGCUGGGUCCAGGAGAGAGGCAAUCCGGUGAUGGCACAUCCCUCCCAGAGACCUCAAACCUAAAGAACAUGUCAGGAGAAUAUGCCGAGAUCGAGAGCGUGACUGGGGGGGGGUCUCUUCUGAGUGACUCUCCACCUGCUCGAGAUGAUCUUUCUGGUCCAGAAGCCCAUGCACAGUCCCUCUGCCCCUCCAUGCAUACUAACAAAGGUUACGGAAAAUUUGCCCCCACUUUCUUAUGGACGGAACCCUUGCCCAGUCCCCAGUUUAGAGACUAUCCACAGGCUAUUCCCUCCCCAGGGAGCACUGAUCCUAAUCCUUACAUUAGUCUGGACAGCCCCCCACCUUCCCCGGAGCCUGAGGACUAUCCCCCCAGCCCGCCGUCCCGUCGGAAAAAGCUGUUCACCUUCUCACGACCACCUCGCAGCAAGGACACGGACAAGUUCCUGGAUGCCCUGAAUGAGCAGCUGGGCCACUCUGGCGUGAACGUAGAUGACUUCAUGGCCCUGGAAACAGAUUAUGAGGAGAUGAGCUUCCAGGAUGAGCAAGAGGCAAGCUACCUACCACACGAGCUGAGCAGCAAUGAGCAUCAGAGCAGUAGUGAAGAUGGGGUCUCCCUCACCUACUCCUCCAGCUCUGACCACAUUCCCCCGCCUCCCCAGAGCCCCCCGCCGCCCCCGCCCAUACAGUUUAAUGACCCCCCCCUGCCUGUCAGCUUCUCCCCAGAGCAUAUCCCUAGACCCUACUUGCCCUUCCAGCAUUACCCCAUUCCUCCACCACCUCCUCCCCCACGGGUUCACCUUCCCACCCGGCAGUCUUUGCACAAGAGGCCGCCGAGCGUUGAGGACCUCCAGGCCCAGCCGAUGCAUGCAUCUACCCUGCCCCAUGUUCCCCUGGUCUCCCAGGCCAGCUAUGCGAGUGACCCAGGUCUCCAACAAGUGAGCCAGCCUUACCCGGGUCCCCAGAGUUACCCGUCGCCCCAGGCGUCUCCCCAGCCCAUGCACCCGCUCGAGCGUGCCCAGCGCUCCAUCCAGCGCCACACGAGCCAUCAGGCCCACAGAACCACACCCAAACCUGCCCCCCAGUCACAGGUGCACUAUUCCCACCCAUCUCAGGCUGCACAUCAGCUCCACGAGAGCCCCCACCCACUUCUCCACCACGACGGCAUGAUGUCAGGUGACCUGAGCCCGUCGGGCUCUUUGCACCCGCCGCCUGUGCCCCCGCCACCCCCCCCUCCCUGCAUUCCCCCUCCAUUGCCACAGUCUACUCACUACACCCCAGACUCCAACCACAUGAGCGUGAAGCGGCUACGGUGGGAGCAGGUGGAGAACUCCGAGGGAACCAUCUGGGGGCAGCUCGGUGAGGACUCUGACUACGACAAGCUGAGCGACAUGGUGAAGUACCUUGAUUUAGAGCUCCACUUCGGAACACAGAGGAAGACCAUUUCUUCCCCAGAACCCACCAUCCUGCCCGAAACCUUUAAAAAGAAAGACGUGGUGGAGAUUCUUUCACACAAAAAGGCCUACAAUGCCUCCAUCCUGAUCGCGCACCUGAAGCUGUCCCCCGCAGAGCUGCGGCAGGUCCUGAUGACCAUGAUGACAGAGAGGCUGGAGCCCUCACACAUCAGGCAGCUGCUGCUAUACGCUCCCGACGAGGACGAAGUUAAGCAGUACGAGCCGUACAGCCACAAUCCCAGCAAGCUGAGCGAGCCCGACCAGUUUGUUCUACAGAUGCUGUCAGUUCCUGAUUAUAAGACACGUCUGAGAAGCCUCCAUUUCAAGACAACGCUGCAGGAGAAGACAGAAGACUUAAGGGUCAGCUACGAGUACAUUCAGAAGGCGUCCAUCGAGCUGAGGAACAGCAAGAGACUGGCCAAGAUCCUUGAGUUUGUGCUAGCAAUGGGGAAUUACCUGAACAACGGUCAGCCAAAGACCAACAAAACCACAGGAUUUAAAAUAAACUUCCUCACUGAGCUCAGCACGACAAAAACUGUGGAUGGAAAAUCAACUUUCCUACACAUUCUCGCCAAAUCAUUAAGCCAACACUUUCCAGAGCUUGUAGGCUUUGCCAAGGAUCUUUCAACUGUGCCGUUUGCUGCCAAAGUCAAUCAGAAAUCCAUUACAGCAGACCUUCACGAUAUUCAUUCAACUAUCAAGGAUAUCAGGAUCGCCUGCCAAAAAAUGCCUACUAAUGAUGAAGAUCACUUUGCUGCUGUGAUGAUUAGCUUCUUAGAGAACUGCCAUCCCACAGUGCAGUCUCUGGAUUCCCUGCAGCACCGUGCCAUAGAUGAAUUCUCCAAGGUUGCGUCUUACUUUGGAGAAGACAGCAAGGCCACCACCACAGAAGCCUUCUUUGGUAUUUUCGCUGAAUUCAUCUCAAAGUUUGAGAGAGCGCUUCAUGAGACCCAGGUUGUGGAAUACAGCAGGAGCUCCCACAUGACUUCACCCCUGGCCUGGUGAGAGCCGGCUGGCAGCCUUCACAUCUCACUCAUGCCAGUGUCAAGGGGACACACAGAGCACUUUCAUGACUACUGGAGAACUCACUUACCUCGGAGAAUAUCAGCUUCGUGUGGGAAAAUUAACAUAACUCCAUAUACAGUAUUUCAGACAUGUCUUGUCUGGUAAUAACAUCUAUUUAUAGAAGAUUGUUUUAUAUUUAAAUGUAAAGUGGGACGGCAGAUCAAGUGGCAGCAAGCGUUUAUUACUAGGAUCAUUCAAAGUGGGUUGAAACGCACAAGUCCAUUACAGAUUAUUUGAAAGACGCAGCUUAUCAGAUAGACACUGGAACACAACACAAAGAGUUAUUUUUCGGUACAGGAUGAACAAAUCAUUCAUACACUGGAUUGGCUGAAACGGUAUUAUGUCUCAGAGGUCGUACGAAGGACGAUCAGCUGUUUCUUUUCUUCUAUCGCCAAAGGAUGAUGAACUGUCAAACUGACACUUAUUUAAAAAAAAAAAAAAAAAACGAUGUAAAAAAUAAAAAUUGUUUAUAUGUCUACAGGUGGGUGAUAAGGUGCCUCACUGGCUAACAGUGUUGCGUAAAACAUGGAGAAUUACUGGAAUCACACCUCUGCCAUGUGAUGAUAUAUAGAGGUAGAAGUUGCUGGUUUUCCGUACGUUCAGAGCAGAGGUGGGAUAUUAACCCUCUGCAGGUGUGAGGAAACAGUCCAUCCAUUAUACUAACAUAGUAUAAGGCCACUAACGUUUAAUUCAGAAAUGAAGAAUGAUGGUAUAAUCGUACAUUAUACAUCGCAGUAUAACAUAAUACACUACAUCAUGGACUAAAGGUACAAGCAAAACAAUAUGAACAUUACGAUACUUGCAUAGCGUUACUGUUUCACUGGAAUGUCCUUUGCAAUUGAUUUUUAUAACUGGAUAAUGAGACCAUAUUCAUAUAUCACAGUAGUAUACAAAAUGUUCAACCCAAUUUUUAUUUGUUGAUAAUUUAUUUUUUGCAUAUUAAGCUGAGGUUAAUACAGCAAUGCACACACAGUCAGAGACUGGGAUAUGAAAAUAUUACUGUGAUAUACCUGUGCUGGUUCUCACCCCUUGCCUGAGUAUUAUGCAUUAUAACCUCCUUCACAGCUUCAGACACUGGAAAGCGCAAGUAUGUGAAGCCCAACAGGUCUUACUGUGCAUGCAGUCGUUUUUCAUUUUUGGUAUUGCUUGAUGUGCUUCAGGUUUACAGGAAUGAUCUUCUGUAGUGCCACAAAUAAUAAUAUAACUUAAGAAGCCCAUGCUAUUUGAUAAGGCGGUAUGUGGCCACCGCGUGCCAACACCUCCAGCCAAAGGUAAUAGGUAUUAUUUUCACUGGCUACACCUGAGAAUUUCACUGGACAACUGCGUACAAGCAGUGUCCCAACAACAUCAACGUAGCAUUAAAACUAACCUGCUUUAUUUCCGGGCAGCUCAAUACCUGCUCUUAUGGAUUUGUUCAAAUAAAACAGAAUUGGAAAUGAUACAUUUUGUUUUAAAAUCCAUAUAGCUGACAUAAACAUUUUGGCAUAUAUCUCAUGGAUUCUCAGAAUAUAUGUUAAUAGGUUAUAGAUUAACUUUCAUAAUUUCAGAAAGAAAUAGAACUCUUAGCGUUUUCAGGUUUAAUGAUCAGAUCAUUUUACAAAUUCUAAAUAUGGUUAGUUAAAUGAAUUUAUUUGAAUAUAGAUUAAUUUAUUCAACAAUAUAUUAAAUAUAAAUUGAAAUCAAACUGUUUGCUGCUUUUACAUUUUUUUUUGUUAAUUUUAUGUUUAAGUAGAGGUGUGCUGCUACUGUGAAAUGUUCAAUAUUGGUCUGAAAUAAUACAGGCCACAUUAUGGCUUGUGAUACAAGAUACCUAUUUUGUAUUGUGUACAGCAAAGACAGCUAGUUCUGGAAAAUAAACAUUCUAUAUGUAUUCUAA